GCUUUCAUGUAGUUACUCUUUUAAAUAAACCUUUAUUUUCAAAGUUCAAUCAAUUCAACCUAAUCCAUCCAUCCAUCCAUCGAUCAAUCAAUCAAUCAAUCAAAAAUCAACAACAUCCAGAAAAUGUAUCUCCCAAAUGCCCAAAGUGUUUUGACCGCAGGUCUCGCUAUGACCGGCACUCUCACCAAACCCAAAGAAGUAGCCUCUGGCCACAUCCUCGACUACGCAGUCGAAAGCUGUCUCGACAGCGACCACAACCGACGCUGUACAGCCCCCUUCCUCGUAACCGGCGAUUCCUGCUACAAAAUCGAAUGGAGCACCGACGGCGUACUCUCUCACACUACCGUCGAAGUACGCGAUGCGGGCAGCGAUGAGAUUGUGUACUAUCGCGAUACGAAUGGUGAGUGGGAGAGCAAAAAGGGAGAAUUGGUUUAUUUGGAUUUUAAGCCAAAGGUGCCCGGGCAGGGAAAUAAUACGGUGGAUUGGAGUGUUAGUACUUGUAAAUAAAUUUUGGGUGGGUAAAUGGAUUGGGGAGGGUAUUGGCGUAUCAGGUGGUAUUGGUAUGUAAUGGGGUGGGUGUAAUGUACGAUAUUUAAUGCA
Messenger RNA from Botrytis cinerea B05.10, 600 nucleotides. RefSeq lists its product as hypothetical. Lineage: Eukaryota; Fungi; Ascomycota; Leotiomycetes; Helotiales; Sclerotiniaceae. Bases 124 to 507 code for a protein of 127 amino acids. The record is from RefSeq and is a predicted model, not a curated record. The transcript is spliced from 2 exons.